Haliaeetus leucocephalus (bald eagle) is the source of this 1161-nucleotide messenger RNA. RefSeq names its product translational activator GCN1-like. The coding region runs from base 1 to 963 and encodes 320 amino acids. The record is from RefSeq and is a predicted model, not a curated record. The transcript has 8 exons. Lineage: Eukaryota; Metazoa; Chordata; Aves; Accipitriformes; Accipitridae.
AUGGAAGGGCUGCGGAGGGACUCUCGUCUGCGGCUGCCGGCCCAACGCCGGGCUCGGCGGGCCCGCGGCCUUCCCCCCCUGCUCCCAGCGACUCAGCGGGGGCUGCGGCCGCCGGGAGCCCCGUUUGGAAAGGGAGAGCCCGAGCCUUGUCCCCGCUCCGGGCGGCUGAGCGGAGCCUGCCGGGGUGGAAGCGCUCCCGAGUGCCUGGGGUCGCCUGUUACGCCCCGAUGGGCUUUUUUUUUCUCCAGCUUGAUUUCUGAUACACUGAAGCGGUUUGCAGUAAAAGUAACAACAGCCAGUGUGAAGGAGCGGAGAGAGAUCCUCAGUGAGCUGGGAAAAUGCAUUUCUGGGAAAGAUCUUCCAGAGGGUGCAGUGAAAGGCCUUUGCAAACUCUUCUGCCUUACUCUGCAUCGAUACCGCGAUGCAGCAUCCCGCAGAGCCCUGCAGCUGGCGCUUCAGCAGCUCGCAGAAUCCCAGCCAGAUGCAACAGCAAAAAACCUUCUGCAGUCGCUUCAGUCCUCAGGGAUCGGCAGCAAGGCUGGAGUUCCCAGUAAGAGCAGUGGAUCUGCAGCUCUGCUGGCGCUCUCCUGGACAUGCCUGCUUGUACGCACAGUCUUUCCAACACCUGAAAAGAGACAAGGAGAAACAUGGAAAAAACUGGUGGAGGUUCAGUGUUUGCUCCUUUUGGAAGUCCUGGGAGGUUCUCAUAAGCAGGCGGUGGAUGGGGCUGUGAAGAAAUUGAACAGGCUGUGGAAAGAGAACCAAGAUCUGGUGGACCAGUACCUAUCUGUCAUUCUUGGUCUUGAACCAAACCAGAGUUACGCUGCAAUGCUGGGACUUGUGGUGCAAUUUUGCACAGCCCAGAAAGAGAUUGAUAUUGUUAAACGAUAUAAGGUAAAUCUGUUGUACUGCUUUUUUGGGGGAAUAAGUAGCGUCACUUCCCAUCAUGGAGAAGGGGGCUGAAGAGAUGUCUCAGCGAGGUUGGUACUUUGCAUCUGCCCCUGGUUUCAUUAUCUGUCAAUUCAGUAGUCAUGCACUUCUGACUAAAACAGCUGGGAUAGAUUUAUAGAGGAGGUGCCAGAUAUGCGGCUUUUUGCUGUGGCAUGUGCAUUUAUGUAGACAGCCAACACUGCAGCUUUCUGCUUUCUCCCCUGUUGUAGG